This is a messenger RNA of Selaginella moellendorffii, 517 nucleotides long. RefSeq names its product photosystem II reaction center W protein, chloroplastic. Lineage: Eukaryota; Viridiplantae; Streptophyta; Lycopodiopsida; Selaginellales; Selaginellaceae. The transcript is spliced from 2 exons. Gene Ontology annotation, cellular component: chloroplast; photosystem II. The record is from RefSeq and is a predicted model, not a curated record. The coding region runs from base 73 to 465 and encodes 130 amino acids. Gene Ontology annotation, biological process: photosynthesis.
AGACCGAAGCUAGUAACGAGAUCCAAGCCUAUUAACCGAGCUCACAUUUGUGGUAGAGAGAGCGUCUGAGCUAUGGCCGCCUCUACUCUCGCCGUGAGCACUGUGAGCGCUGGGGCAUUCCUUGGCCAAUCCGUUUCUGUGAAUCGCGCCUCAGUGAAGCCAAUCGUGGGAUUGCCGGCAUUGCGAGGCGGGAGGAUCCUUUGCUCGGCCGAGAAGAAGGAAUCCGCAGCAUCUGGCAUCGCUGCAUCGUUUGCUACAGCGGCAGCUACCUUCGCCGCAGCUCAUCCUGCUCUAGCUCUUGUGGAUGAGAGAUUAUCGACAGAGGGCACUGGGCUUGGAUUGGGAGUGAGCGAUGGAUCGCUAGCUUGGAUUCUCGUCAUCGUUCCUUUCGCGCUGUGGGGCUUCUUCUACAGUUUCUCUCAGACGCUCCCCAGUGGAGAGGACGAUGGAGGAUUGUCGCUGUAAAAUCACUUGAAUAUCUUAAAUGUAAAAUCUAGCCCGCCAUAAUUUCAAGGUU